AAACACGAGGCUGAUCGCCGAGGCCCUGACCCGUGUCAUCUACAACCUGACGGAGAAGGGGACGCCCCCGGACAUGCCAGUCUUCACGGAGCAGAUGCAGAUCCAGCAGGAGCAGCUGGACUCGGUGAUGGACUGGCUGACCACCCAGCCGCGGGCCGCCCAGCUGGUGGGCAAGGACGGCACCUUCCUCAGCACGUUGGAGCACUACCUCAGCCGCUACCUGAAGGAGGUCAGGCCACACCACGUCAAGGCCGACAAGCGGGACCCUGAGUUUGUCUUCUACGACCAGCUGAAGCAGGUGAUGAACGCCUACAGGGUCAAGCCGGCCAUUUUCGACCUGCUUCUGGCCGUCUGCAUCGGUGCCUACCUCGGGAUGGCCUACACGGCGGUCCAGCACUUCGACCUCCUGUACAAAACAGUUCAGAGACUGCUGAAGGCCAAGACGCAGUGACGCGGCUGCUCGGCGCCGGCAGGAGGGCAGGGCCUUGCCCCUCGGCGGCUGUAACCCUGAAUUACAGAGCUUUUCUGUGUUGCUCUUGA
Physeter macrocephalus (sperm whale) is the source of this 540-nucleotide messenger RNA. Its product is annotated as BOS complex subunit NCLN-like. NCBI's taxonomy places the organism in Eukaryota, Metazoa, Chordata, Mammalia, Artiodactyla, Physeteridae. The transcript has 6 exons. Gene Ontology annotation, biological process: regulation of signal transduction. Bases 74 to 451 code for a protein of 125 amino acids. The record is from RefSeq and is a predicted model, not a curated record. Gene Ontology annotation, cellular component: endoplasmic reticulum membrane.